GGGUACCAAGGUUCUUGCUCUCGCAAAUAGUGGUGACAUUGAACAAAGUGAUAAGAUACUCGGCCUCAAAAACACGUACUACAUAAGCAAUGCUGCUGCCAUGCCUAACCAAGUAUAGUGGUGAUCCCCCAUCCGCAAACUAUAAUUACAUUUAGAUGUUGAGUAAAAAGACUUGGAUUGAGGCAGCCCCUAAAUCAGAACAAAUUCAGGCAACAAAUGAGACAGACACUAUCCUCACACAAUUCUUUGACUUCUAUGACUUAUGCGGUUCUAAAACCCCAAUCAAUUUCAUGGCCAUUGUGAUUCAGAGAAUGCCCAGAGAGUAUGUCUCCGUUCCUGGACAUGCCAAAACCGCACAUGAUUUCAUGCUUGUGAAUGAAGAGGUUCAUGCCGAGUCUUGUUUAUUGGCUGGAGCUUGGCGGUGCUUUCAACAAAAUGGAAAUUUCAACGCCUCCACCAAAAAACAAAAAGGAAAUUUCACCAUGGUUCAUGCCGAGUCUUGUUUAUUGGCUGGAGCUUGGCGAUGCUUUCAACAAAAUGGAAAUUUCAACGCCUCCACCGAUGAACAAAAUGGAAAUUUCACCAUGUGCUUAAGGCCACGUGACAUUAAAAUUCCACUAAACCGGCUAUAUUUACCAUGUCAUAUGCCACAUACAAUGGUUGGUCUUCAUUCUUAAAGCCUGUUAAUGUCAUAUUCAUUGCUUUUGUACUUAUUCACAAUUUUUAAACAUGGGAAUAGCUUAAUGCACCCCUGCAAUUGGUUGUUGGGUUAGGUUCUGAGUAGGGAUUUUGUUUCUUACUUUGAGGCUUGGACCUGAUUUUGGGUUAGGUUCUAGGUUGACUUUUAACUUUAGUGUUUGACAAUCAAAUUUGCGUUAGGUUUGCGGGUACAAUCCGUUGGAUUUUAAUUUUUAGGUUAGACUCUAGGUCGUGUUUUGAGUUAAGGCAAUUGCGUUUUACUGUCUUGUUUUUUGUUGUGGUUCUAAAUACUAUCAAAAUGUUGUGGUUCUAAAUACUAUCAACCUCAGAUUUCCAGAUUCUAGGCGUUGCGUAUCAGAUGUGCAGAUUUCCCGAGCAGUUUGAAAUUGCUACUGUAUUUUUUUUUCACAUCUUUAAACAUGCUGGUUGAAUAUUUUUAAAUGUGAUAUGGUCAUUAUAUCCAAGUCUAAAAAAACAAAACAAUUCAAAUCCAUUAGAAACAUAGAAUAGUUUAAAUCUCCCAACUUUGAAAAAUUGAUGUUAAAUUGUAAGUUAUCUUGUUUUAGGUUCAGGAAACGUGGGAAAAGAAUUGUGUAUACCCAACCAUUCUAACCCAUUUGCAUAAUGGAUUUCAAGAGUCCAACACUCACUCCUAACCUUUA
Molecule: messenger RNA, 1361 nt
Organism: Cuscuta campestris
Lineage: Eukaryota; Viridiplantae; Streptophyta; Magnoliopsida; Solanales; Convolvulaceae
Source: the annotation of a GenBank genome assembly